AUGUCCGAAAUGUCUGGGGAGCAGAUGCAGGCAAAAAUCGCUGCUGCACGACGCGAUGCGGAAAGUCUGAAGGACAAAAUCAAGCGCAAGAAGGAAGAACUCGCCGAUACAUCAUUGCGAGGAAUAGCACAAAGCAAUACCGAUGCGUUGCCGCGGAUUGGCAUGAAGGCUCGCAAGGUCCUCAAAGGUCACUUGGCCAAAAUCUACGCUAUGCACUGGUCUACAGAUCGUAGACAUCUAGUCUCUGCCUCACAGGAUGGUAAACUUAUCAUUUGGGAUGCUUACACAACAAACAAAGUUCAUGCUAUACCCCUUCGAUCCUCGUGGGUCAUGACAUGUGCAUAUGCUCCCAGCGGAAACUACGUUGCCUGCGGCGGACUGGAUAAUAUCUGCUCAGUCUACAACCUCUCUUCACGGGAGGGACCUACUCGUGUUGCCCGCGAGCUCUCAGGCCACUCUGGCUACCUUUCCUGCUGCCGAUUCAUCAAUGACCGUCGAAUCCUUACUUCUUCUGGCGACAUGACAUGUAUGCUGUGGGACGUCGAGACCGGCUCGAAAGUCACAGAAUUUGCCGAUCAUCUAGGAGAUGUCAUGAGCAUCAGCAUAAACCCCACAAAUCAACAUGUCUUCAUAUCUGGAGCAUGCGAUGCCUUCGCCAAGCUCUGGGACAUCCGCACAGGAAAAGCCGUACAAACAUUCGCAGGCCACGAGUCAGAUAUCAAUGCAGUGCAAUUCUUCCCUGACGGUCAGGCCUUUGGUACUGGUUCCGACGAUGCUACCUGCCGUCUAUUCGAUAUUCGCGCAGAUCGAGAAGUCAACACGUACGCCAGCGACCAGAUCCUUUGCGGCAUCACGUCUGUUGCCUUCUCAGUCUCUGGGCGUCUACUAUUCGCAGGUUAUGACGAUUUUGAAUGCAAGGUCUGGGAUGUGCUCCGGGGUGACCGUGUGGGCAAUCUUAACGGCCAUGAAAACCGAGUGAGCUGUCUGGGUGUGAGCAACGAUGGAAUGAGCCUGUGUACUGGAUCUUGGGACUCCACCCUCAAGGUUUGGGCUUGGUAA
Molecule: messenger RNA, 1059 nt
Organism: Letharia columbiana
Lineage: Eukaryota; Fungi; Ascomycota; Lecanoromycetes; Lecanorales; Parmeliaceae
Exons: 4
Coding region: 1-1059 (352 amino acids)
Biological process (GO): G protein-coupled receptor signaling pathway
Cellular component (GO): heterotrimeric G-protein complex; cytoplasm
Molecular function (GO): protein binding; signaling receptor complex adaptor activity
Source: RefSeq, a predicted model, not a curated record